Messenger RNA from Vicia faba (fava bean), 1344 nucleotides. Lineage: Eukaryota; Viridiplantae; Streptophyta; Magnoliopsida; Fabales; Fabaceae. The record is from the annotation of a GenBank genome assembly.
AUGGAAAACGAAGAUUGUUCACAACCCAUUAGUUCUCAAUUGCGUGAACUUCAAUCUCUCGUUUCAACAACUCCGAUGAUUAUUCUAUCAUCCUCUCCAGGAACAAUUCAGACAGAAUCCGACGCAGAAGAAAUCAGAGAGCUUUUGGUUUCAUUGAAAUCAUCUUCGAUGACAUUCCCGGUGUCGACAACACUUUUGACACCAUAUUCAUCUCCUUCGACGAAGCUAUUAGAUUUACAACUGCCUUUGAAACUACCGGAGCCACCGCAAUCAAAACAACCAAAGCAACUCAGUCUAAAUGAAUCAGUGGGGUACGUCGAUCCUUCAUCACUAUCUAUUCCGAAACAGGAGAAGAAUCAUUUCCCUUCUUGGUUUGAUUUUGCGAUUCCUCCAAAGCCACCAGAUAAGAUUGAUUUUGGGUCUUUGUGUUAUGAAACAAGUGAGUCAAAAAGAAAUACUGAAACUAGAGUCUCAUACGUUGCCCACCAUGUGUAUGUUGAUAUACCACUGCCAACCAUUCUCAAGGCUGCUAUGUUAGGUGGAGGCGGACUUAGAGAAGAAGCUCAUAAUCCCCUGUGUGGGCAUCGUGAUAAAAGUCACUUUUGGGAAUUUAUCAUACAUGGUAGUAUCCCACAUGAUUUCACAUGGGUUGCUAAGAUAUGUCAUCAGAAAUUCUUCAAAAUUUACAGAGAAUGUGAAGCGUACAGAAAAGUCAAUCUUCAACAAGAGUUUUUAAAUGUUGUCACUGUGCUCUCCGUGGCCGAUCUUAAUCUCCUGUGCAAGCGUCAUGCUAAAAGUCACUUUUGGUUCUUUACCAGCAUCCAACAGUAUUUCACACAGGCUUUCAAUUGGGCAUGCCGGCUUCAAAUCAUUCUUAUUUAUGUUUUUGAUGUCAACACCAUAUUUCUUGAUAUUGCAAAGAUACUGAACUUCGACAUCAAUGUUAUUACUUAUUCGAAAAAUUCUGUUGGUAUGGCUGAUAUUUUAGGGAUUUUGCUAAUCAUUGAAAAUAAUAAUAUUCCACAUAAUGCAUUAAUUGUUAGCUCAUGUUUAAUGGGGUCUAUUAAAUCACUACGGGAAAAACAUGAUAUCAUUGAAGGUAUGAGUAUGAUCAGCAUUAUAGACAUUAUUUUUGGAGGCAAUGCGAUGGAUUGGAUGGUGGACAAGAAUGGAGGUUUUCACACCAUUAUGUCUUCUGGAUUUUCCCAAACUGAUGUUAACUCUGUAACUCUGGUGCCUACUUCUGGCUUAGUCUGUAGUAAAACUGCAUUUAUAUUUGUUAUGGAAAAUGGUAACAACAUUAUUGGUUGGACUUUGCUUGUUAUGGUUGUUCCGUUUAAGUAA